Messenger RNA from Osmia lignaria (orchard mason bee), 3759 nucleotides. RefSeq names its product tyrosine-protein kinase receptor torso-like. The record is from RefSeq and is a predicted model, not a curated record. Gene Ontology annotation, biological process: protein phosphorylation; cell surface receptor protein tyrosine kinase signaling pathway; positive regulation of kinase activity. Gene Ontology annotation, molecular function: transmembrane receptor protein tyrosine kinase activity; ATP binding; protein binding. Gene Ontology annotation, cellular component: plasma membrane; signaling receptor complex. Lineage: Eukaryota; Metazoa; Arthropoda; Insecta; Hymenoptera; Megachilidae.
AAAAUAUCCCGAGAACUAAUCAUUUUUUUGCGAUGGUACUCUAAUACUUUUUUACGUAGAAUGAAGAGAGGAAUCGACCUGUUUAUAGUAUUCUACACGUUUGUAGGAAUUUUGUGCUACUAUUUUUUCCAGUUCAAAGUAAUGAAAUUACGACACCUGUGUGUCAUUUUCGUAGCAAAGGUAACUUGCAGAAACAUAAAGGAUCGGAGUGGGACCAAUGGAGGUACCACCUCUUCUGCACAAAAAAUCAAGAGGUAGGGGUGCCUUAUAGUGUUCGUCUAAAAGGCUUGCACGAUUUCAAACGUGAACACGUUCACGUACUGAUCGAAUGUAUCUUAGCUUUUUUAAACGAAGAAGACACCAGUGCAUCGCGUUAUACAUAAACGAUACAUAAACUCAAGACUUUUAAUUCCAUUCUAAAUUUCGAGUUGUACGUCGUGAAAGAAAAAGAAAAUAUCAGAAAAUCGUGAGAAGUUUUCUAAUUUAAAAAGAACUGGAAUAUGAUUAGUUGGGUUCGAGUCACAACAAUGUAUAUGAUAUAUCAAUUACUGAUUAUUUAUGCGAUUUCUACGUAUGGAUUCUCUUUGUACAAUGUUUCACUGUUGAUCGACUGUCUAUCAUCUUGCUCGAAUGAAACGUGCGUGGAUACUUGCAAUGAUUAUCCAAACGAAAUUGAUUUUUAUCCACAGGUCGACGACGAAUAUACCGAAGCGAACGUAACUCUUCAUUGUACCGGUGGGAAUUUGAUGAUGAUCAAUUUCAAUCCUGGGUUUUACUUGAUUGAACAAAGUUCAUCCAAUUACACCCGGAAUCCCCCGAAAUUGGUGAAGGGGAAUAUGGCAACUUUUACAAAUUUGACAGCAAACACUAAUUAUCAAUAUCGGUUGUACAAUUUAACGCACGAAGGAAUCUGGCGGCCGGAAGUUUCAGACUGGUUCUUUACUUAUCCGGCUGACUAUCAGCCAUUGCCCGUGAAAAAUUUAUCGUUGUAUAAAAUAGAACCUUACAAGAAGACACACGACCUACAUGCCGAAUUUGUUUUUGAACCAGCUAUAGAUCGAAGUUGCAGUUACCAUGUGGUAACUUGGAACAGAGGAACAAAUUUGCUGCAUUUUGAAAUCGAUAGGCCAACGCAUUUUCAGUUUAACUUAGAUUGUUUAAAGAUGGAUCAGAAUAACAGUGUAUUCAUUAAAUCGGUUAACAAACAGAAUAAAAAAGAAAGCGAGGCCUUGAUAAUGUUCUGUACGCUUACAUGUUUAGAAUAUUAUAAUGAUCUAACUUUUUGCCCCCCAGAACCAGUAGAAGGGUUACGAGCGGAACAUAUCUAUCGUUACCAGGGAUUGUACGAUGUUUGGGUUCAUUGGAAUAAAACUGAAUUAGAACCAGAUAAUUACACGAUACAGAUUGAUUUAUAUAGGAACGACACUAAGCAUUACGUAAAGAGCGUAUCUGGGAACACAACCGAGGUUUGUUUCGAAAGAUUAAAACUGGGUCUCCAAUACGAGGUGGAAAUCUUAGCUGAAUCUUUGGGGGGAAGAAGUUCAGUAGUAACUAUUAUUAAAUCUCUCGACGAUGAAUACGCAACCGUAAGUAAAUUCUAUCGUGAACUUAUUAUUGGCAUUGUGAUGUCAUUCACACUUUUCGCCAUUAUUUGGAUGACAUACUUGCAACAUUAUAAACAGAAGAAUAACAAAUUCGCCAUGGAAUGUACGUCUUUUGAGAAUCUUAAUCAGAAAGAUGUGUCGAUAGAAAGCAUCAAGAAACUGUUGUAUCAAAGUUGCGAUGGUGAGACGAACAACAUGCCACUUAUGAACGACAAUUUUGAGCUGUGUCCAAAAUUAUUAAAGCUAAAAGGUAUACUUGGAAGCGGAGCUUAUGGAAUUGUAAGAUUGGGCUCUUUGCAAGAUCAGUAUGAUAAUGUCACCACUGUUGCGGUUAAAAUGUUGAAAGACAAUCCAAGCGUGGAAAAUUUACAAAACUUCCAGAAAGAAAUAAUGAUUAUGAAAGCUGUUGGUCAACAUCCAAAUAUAGUGUCCUUAAUUGGUUGUUGCAUUUUGGAUAAUAAACCAGUGUUGGUAGUGGAGUACUGUUGCAAAGGAGACUUGCAAACAUACUUAAGAACAAUAUGGCAAAAUAUGGUAAGCGUUGCGUUUAAUCAUAAAGCACGCUUUAAAUUCGACGGAGAUUCGUUCUCGAUCUCGAAGAAUUCUGGUGGAAAAGAGCACAAUUAUCAAAACGUUCAUCUGAUUACAAACCGUUUAUACGACGUUCAACAAGAUAUAGCGCAGUAUACGGAAACUGUAACAGCAAACGGUUUGUUGAAUUUCGCGAGGCAAAUUGCUACAGGAAUGGAAUUUCUGUCAUUGAAUCGAAUAGUUCAUCGUGAUUUAGCUGCGAGGAAUAUAUUGGUGUGUGCAGACAAGAUCGUGAAAAUUUCAGAUUUUGGUCUGAGUCGUGAUGUUUACCAAGAAAAUUUAUACCGAAAGCAAGGAAAUGAUAAAUUACCAGUGAAAUGGAUGGCAAUUGAAUCUUUGACUCAUCAAAUUUAUACGACUCACAGCGAUGUGUGGUCCUUUGGCAUUUUGUUAUGGGAGAUUGUAACCAUGGGUGCUCUUCCUUAUCCUGGUAUUCCAACAAAAGCCAUCCUAAAGAUUUUAAAGUCUGGCUACAGAAUGGAACGACCUAUAAGCUGUAGCGUGGAAUUAUACAAUAUUAUGUUCUCUUGCUGGACAGUAAGACCCCAAAGCAGACCUACGUUCACUCAAUUAAAAGAGAGCAUAGAUAAACUGCUUUGUCAACGUUCUGGCAAUAAGUACCUGAACAUGGACGAAAUUUUGUACGAUACUCAAGAACAGCACGGCAAGCCCAAUAGUAAUCACUCGUAAAGAAAAAAGAAAAGAAAAAAGUAUUUUUAAUGGUCGCGUGAUUUAUUCACAGAUAAUAAUUGUACCGUGUGCAAAAUCAUUUUAUUUUCUAAUUAUACGUACAAUAAUCUGUGGCAUAAUUUCUUUCAUAUAUAUAUAUAUAUAAUAUAUAUAUAUAUAUACGUGUAUUUACAAUAUCUUACUCUCAACCUUAAAAACUCAGGCGCAGAUACAUAAAAAUAACUAAGGUUCUGCCAUAUAAUAUUUGUUCAUACAAUUACUCGACAUUGUUUAAUAACAAUAAUUACACACAGCACACUGAAAUCCAUGCCAAUCAUUUUAUGGUUUGUUCUUCUGAAUUAUUACAAUCGAUCGUUUCGCUUCAUUUUCUUUUAUAUAUUUCCACUAUAAAGUCGUUCGGCAUUUUUAAUCUUUUUAAAAGAAGGAUAGAUCGACGAAUUGAGCGUACAAGAAAAGGGAAGAUACACCGGAAACGGAAGGGAUCUAAAGAGGAACUCGGUUGUCCGCUUUGAUAUUAUUGCAAAUAUACAAGUUUCUUAAGAUGUUUGUUAUACUCAGGAACUGUCGUUCUUUUUUAUCCUUUCUUUGAUUCUUGACACUCAACUCGUCGAUUCGGAGUAGCAAAAGUGUAUUACAAUUGGUGGAUGGUAAAGACCAAGAAGGACGAUGUGUGUUUUUUCUUGUUGUAUCUCUAACUUCUACGAAUGUUCGCCCGAUCUCGCUGCGGAUAUCGUUAGAAUACUUAGAAAUUGAUAUGAAAAAGAGGAACUCCUCUAUUUAUGGAAUCUACUCCAUAUUCGAUAGAUCCUCGUUUAGUAUCUCCGAGAAAUUUUAACGCUUUUAUCGGUCUUAAGCGUAGAAAAAAAAAAAAAAA